This is a messenger RNA of Fragaria vesca subsp. vesca, 435 nucleotides long. RefSeq names its product mitochondrial import receptor subunit TOM5 homolog. Lineage: Eukaryota; Viridiplantae; Streptophyta; Magnoliopsida; Rosales; Rosaceae. The transcript is spliced from 2 exons. Gene Ontology annotation, cellular component: mitochondrion; mitochondrial outer membrane translocase complex. Bases 55 to 219 code for a protein of 54 amino acids. The record is from RefSeq and is a predicted model, not a curated record.
CUAAAACCCUAGGAAUUUUGAGUCUGUUGCUCUCUGUUUGCCGGAAAAUCUUCGAUGGCGAGCUACGGGAUCUCGGUGGAGAAGACCAAGGCUUUCUUGAAGUCGCAGUACCAGAGCGAGGAGAAGUGGGCUCACAACGUGAAACUGCUUCGUGCUCUCGGUAUGUUUGCAGGAUCGGUGAUUCUAUUUCGGAGUUACGGUGAUAUGAUGGCAAUUUGAGUGCUGACGGAGAGCUACAGAAGCUUAGUCUCCCUCAAGUUCUAUUCUGAUAGUUUAGAAUAAUUUUUGGAUUUUGAAGGGAGACUUACCCACUGAAUUGUUGAAUGUUUAUUUCUAUUAGACCAUCCAAAGUUCGUUUGCUCAUGUGAGAGUUAUGCUACCCUUUUUUUUUUUCACAUAUGAAAAGUCCUCAACUAGUCCCAUUGUAUGCAUGUU